This is a messenger RNA of Pelmatolapia mariae (spotted tilapia), 5331 nucleotides long. RefSeq names its product transcription factor COE3-like. NCBI's taxonomy places the organism in Eukaryota, Metazoa, Chordata, Actinopteri, Cichliformes, Cichlidae. Bases 2004 to 3731 code for a protein of 575 amino acids. The record is from RefSeq and is a predicted model, not a curated record. The transcript has 17 exons. Gene Ontology annotation, biological process: regulation of transcription by RNA polymerase II. Gene Ontology annotation, molecular function: RNA polymerase II cis-regulatory region sequence-specific DNA binding; DNA-binding transcription factor activity, RNA polymerase II-specific.
UAUUAACACCAGUUAUUAUAAAGUGUUUAAUAUUAUUAUUAUUAUUCAUGUCUGUUCUUUUAUCACAGUUUGUUUGGUUUUUUUGCAUGAAACUCUGCUUCACUUUGUAAUUCCUUCAAUAAUAAUAAUAAUAAUGAUGAUAAUAAUGAAUAGCUCUUAUUUCCUGUUAACAGGAUUAGGAUCUUCUGAAGCCUCUUUCUGCUGUUUUUCCUUUUAGUUCAAGGCUUUGAGGCUCAGUGUGUCAUCAUCAUCAUCAUCAUCAUCGUUCUACUGUUUCUAUUGUUUUUUCUCUUUUGUAACUUUGAACUGAAUAAAUAAACCAAUCAGUGUCUUUGCUCUGUAGCAGAAAGCAGCUUCAUUCUCAUCUGUGCAGUCUUCAUCACGGACCAAGCUGAUGAUGAAGAUGGGUUUUCUCUCCUCCUCUUUUCCUUCCUCUGCUUGUUGGUCCACCCCUCGGAGCCUCGGAGGCCUUCGCCCCUGAAGACUGGAGUGCCUGUGAAAAACCUGCCUCGCUUCUUGUCUGACAGUCAGAUCAUCUCAGAGGAAGUUUCUGACCAAGGUGAUGAAAAUCAGCCAAAAGACAAAAGUGAAAGAAAGCAUCAGACAACUGAAGAUUGUUCUCAGUGAACCACAGGACGCAGGAACGCACCGUGACGGCCGAUUGGACAUUUACUGAUGGAGAUGAUCGAUUGAGAUGAUUAGGAUUCAGAGAUAAUUGGAUUUCUGAAGUCACCUCUGAGACAGGAAAAACAGGCCCAAACCUAUUUGUGUCCAGGUCACAGCGCUCCCUGGUGAUUGAGCACGAGACUAUUUAAGCUCAGGUGUUUGAACACCUGUGCCGGCUUCACGUUACCCAGGUUUCAGUGAGCGAACACCUCCGGUACCGCCGCCACUUAGAUUGGUCCCUCUGAGCAAGCAGGAAGUGGUCACAAACUUGAGCCACAGAAGACACUUGCUGUGUUAGAAACAUGAGGAUGGGACCUGGUCCUGAAGCUGAACCAGAACUAGACCCUGGUGACUGCUGUUCAGGUUCUGGAUCAGGGUCAGGAAUAGUUCCACCUUGACCUCGUCCCUGGACGAGAGUCUGAACUCGGUCUGGUCUUUCAGCCUCCGUCUGGCCUGAGCUGCUACCAUCAGGGACCCGCUGACCUGGCUCAGGGUCUGAUAACAGACCCAGGACCACAAGGACUGGAUCUCUGAGCGGAUUUUCAUCACAACCACACGAAGUGAUGGGAUAAACUAGAAACCAGUUCAGACUGAGAGAGAGAGAGCGAAAGCAUGGGGCGAUCAAGACCUCUCUCUCUGGCUCUGGUUGGUUGGCACCUCCUCCCCCUCCUCCCUCUCUUCAUCUUGCUCUCGCACACCCGCGCACACACAUCGUCUCUCACCUCUCCUGUCCUUAUAAGGCCAGGCCCCACCCCCGCCGUGAUGUCGUCAGCAGCAAGGAGGAAGACCCGUGGGGUUUUUGGGUUUUGGCGUCCAGUCCUGUGGGGCCGCAGGGCUGAGAGUUUCUCCUCCGCUCCUCAUCCCUCCAUCCCAGCCCACCUCCUCUCUCCUCCUCUCUUUGGGGAAAAGAAAAAAGACACUUUGCUUGAUUCGCCGUCCGGACCCGGCUGUUCUCCCCCUCGUUUUCUCGUCCUCUGAGGAUUUUAUUUCUCUUUUCUCGUUUCCUCCUCCUCCUCCGGCCUUUUUUUCUGUCACUGAUGAUCAAGAAUAAAAAAAAAACCUUCUUAAAAACUUGCAGACUGGAUUUUUUUCUGCCCUGAAAAGUUGAAUUAAAUCUGCAAAUCAGACGAAAAGUUCUGCAGAAUUUUAAACUCCUUGUUUUUCUUCAUCCUCGCCGCCUCGUUUUAGACCUCGACGUGCGGGUGAAGAAAAUGUCGCCCGUUCAGAAGCCUCGCUCCGUCCUGUAGAUCACAUUUUUUCUGCUGGACUUUUUCUUCUUCUUCUUGUUUUUGCGGCUGAGCUGCAGCAGCGACGCUCGCAGCAUCCGGGCCCCUGAGAUGUUUGGGAUCCAGGACAACCUGCCCCGUGGGGCCACGGCCAACAUGAAGGAGGAGCCGCUGGCCGUUCGCUCCUGGAUGCACUCGGCCGGUGUGGUGGACGCCAACACGGCUGCUCAGAGCGGGGUGGGGUUAGCUCGCGCUCACUUUGAGAAGCAGCCGCCGUCCAACCUGAGGAAGUCCAAUUUCUUCCACUUCGUGCUGGCUCUGUACGACCGCCAGGGUCAGCCCGUUGAGAUCGAACGCACCGCCUACGUCGACUUUGUGGAAAAGGAGAAGGAGCCGACGGGAGAGAAGACCAACAACGGGAUCCACUACAAGCUGCAGCUGCUCUACAGUAAUGGAGUGAGGACGGAGCAGGACCUGUACGUCCGCCUCAUCGACUCCAUGACCAAACAGGCAAUCAUCUAUGAAGGCCAGGACAAAAACCCUGAGAUGUGCCGAGUUCUGCUGACGCACGAGAUCAUGUGCAGCCGCUGCUGCGAUAAGAAGAGCUGUGGAAACAGGAACGAGACGCCGUCAGACCCCGUCAUCAUCGACAGGUUUUUCCUCAAGUUUUUUCUGAAGUGUAACCAGAACUGCCUGAAAAAUGCAGGAAACCCACGAGACAUGAGGCGAUUUCAGGUGGUUGUGUCAACGACGGUGAAUGUGGAUGGUCACGUUCUCGCCGUCUCCGACAACAUGUUCGUGCACAACAACUCCAAACAUGGCCGCCGGGCGCGGAGACUGGACCCGUCUGAGGCAGCCACUCCCUGCAUUAAAGCCAUCAGUCCCAGCGAGGGGUGGACGACGGGCGGCGCCACCGUCAUCCUCAUUGGCGACAACUUCUUCGAUGGCCUUCAGGUCGUCUUUGGCACCAUGUUGGUGUGGAGCGAGCUGAUAACCCCUCAUGCUAUCCGAGUCCAGACUCCGCCCCGGCACAUCCCCGGAGUCGUCGAGGUCACGCUGUCCUACAAGUCCAAACAGUUCUGUAAAGGAGCGCCGGGACGCUUCGUCUAUACAGCGUUAAAUGAGCCUACCAUCGAUUACGGCUUCCAGAGGUUACAGAAGGUCAUCCCCCGCCACCCCGGAGACCCGGAGAGACUGCCGAAGGAGGUGCUGUUGAAGAGAGCAGCAGACCUGGUAGAGGCGCUCUAUGGGAUGCCUCAUAAUAACCAGGAGAUCAUCUUGAAGCGAGCAGCAGACAUCGCUGAAGCGCUCUACAGCGUUCCCAGGAACCACAACCAGAUCCCAUCGCUGGGCAACACCGCCUCCCAUGGCAUGAUGGGAGUCAACUCUUUCAGCGGGCAGCUCGCCGUCAACGUCUCUGAGACAACGCAAGUCGGCUACAGUCGAAACACCAGCAGUGUGUCACCGCGAGGAUAUGUACCAAGCUCCACCCCCCAACAGAGUAACUAUGGCAACACAGUCAGCAACAGCAUGAAUGGCUACGGCAACACAGGCAUGCCAAACCUUGGGGUGGCAACAUCACCCGGUUUCCUCAACGGGUCAUCAGCCAAUUCACCCUACGGCAGUAAGUAUCAAGUCGUUCCCUCCAGUCCCACCAUGGCCGUCUCUAACUGUAACUCCUCGCAUGGAGUUUUUUCCUUCUCGGCUGCCGUCAAACAGAAGAGCGCCUUUGCUCCCGUCGUUCGGCCGCCAGCUUCACCUCCUCCUCCACCCAACUGCUCUGCCAACAACGCCAAUGGGCUGCAAGCCAUGUCCGGCCUCGUCGUUCCUCCCAUGUAGAAAACCUUCCUCCUCGUUCCUCACCUGUCUCCUCCCCCUCAGCCACGAGCACUAAUCACCUCAGAGGAGGAGGGACCUGUGGCCUAAGGAGGCGGGGUCUCCGGCAGCAGCCGGUCGUCUACGACUGGGAUGAGCCUCUAAGAAGAACCUGAGAAGGACUUUUUGUAGAGCAGCUUUCUGCAGGUGCUUUCACCUGUCUGUAAUUAUUCUGAUGUUAUACUCUAUGUUUGGGGGCGGGGUCAUUCGAUGUAAAAACUGUGAUGUCACAUCUGAGACUUGACUUCACUUAGUCUGCUUGUGAUGUAAUCUUAGUUGAAGAAAUGGGAAUCUAAAGAUGAGUGAGAUUAAAGGCUUCAAAUUACAGGACACAGUUAUCAGUGUAAUUCAGGCCUGUCAUAUCUAGCAUUCGGGGUGCUGAUGGUGCCCUUCAUCAGCACCCUGAUGAGGAGCAGACAAUGACUGUGACAUGAUAAACACCUCUGAAAGCACCUGAGUUCAGGUGAACCUCAGUGGGGGGAGGCAAAACACUUCCUGUUUUUAAAAAAAUAAAUCUACUGAUGAUCUUCACAAUAAUCCAGGACAUCACAUCAUCAAACCUUUGCCAACCUUUAGCCAAACUGAAGUCUCAUAUUUGAAGAACAUUUCAGACAAGAGAGAUGAACACAGAAGCAGCAGCACUGAUUUUAGAUGGGCUGAAGGUUCAAGGGAGGUUCCUGUUAUUUCUGCUGCUGCCAGACUCAGAACAGGUGGAACGAACAGGAAGCUUAGCUAUGAAAGGCUCCUCCCACUGAGAAAUCACUAAAAUCUGUUGCAGUAUCCGGCGGCGUCCAUGUUGCCAUGAACAGUGUUUAUUUUAUCAGAAAAAUGUGGCAGGAAUAAUUUGAGGCCUUUAAUCGUUUCAGUAACCUCAGCACAUAAACUUCUGACCUCUGAAAGCACAACGAUAAAACAAUAAAUGAAAAAUAUCAGUGUUUCCCUUGAAGUCCCGCCCUUCUUCUUUUAGCCCCGCCCUUGUACGUUUGUAUUUUUUUUAUGCUUGCGCUGUUAAAAAAAAAAAAAAAAAUCCUGCAUCCUGAUACGCUACUGUGACUGUCUGUCUUCUUGUUCAGAGUUGUCUUUUUAACCGUAGCUCCUCCCACAACCCCAAAGCCCCUCCCAUUCAUUCGAGCCCCACCCCCGUGUGUUUUUCUCUGUGGGUUUUGUGAUUUUUGCCAAAGUUGUAGCUGGCUGAAUAUUUAUACGUCACUGUGGUUGAUCACGCUGCCCCGCCCGUCACCAAAAUCACGAGGGAAACUCUUUUGUAACAUACAGAUUAUAAAUAUGUAUUUAUAUCUGAGAUUGUUUUGUAUAAAUGUCAAAUCAUGUUGUCUUCAUGGGGUUUUAGACAUGUGUGUGUAAGUGGUGUUGCCACACUGAAAAACAACCAUCGUUUUGUAUUAAAAAACAAAAAUGAAUGUCUUCACACAUUUAUAGUGCUGUCAAUCAAAGCUGACGUCCAAUCAGCUCCACUCGUUUGGUUUCAGUUGUUUUUAAUGUAACUCUUGUUCAAUGACUGUUUGGCUGUUCGGAAAUGAUUUCUUCACAGUGAAUAAAGACAGCA